Molecule: messenger RNA, 2511 nt
Organism: Trichosporon asahii var. asahii CBS 2479
Lineage: Eukaryota; Fungi; Basidiomycota; Tremellomycetes; Trichosporonales; Trichosporonaceae
Product: sulfate transporter
Exons: 1
Coding region: 1-2511 (836 amino acids)
Biological process (GO): transmembrane transport
Cellular component (GO): membrane
Molecular function (GO): sulfate transmembrane transporter activity
Source: RefSeq, a predicted model, not a curated record
AUGGGCAACAUCAAGCAGUCUGUCAAGAACAAACUCUAUGACUGGACGGGCUAUGACCCGAACGCCCCCCAGUCCGUCACCGUGGGCGACUACCUCCGUGAUCACAAGACGGACAUUCGCGAGGCCAUCAAGAACUACAUCCUGUCCCUGUUCCCAUUCCUCCAAUGGAUGCCCCGGUACAACCUGCAGUGGCUCUAUGGUGACCUGAUCGCCGGUAUCACUGUUGGUAUGGUCCUUGUCCCCCAGUCUCUGUCCUACGCCAAGCUCGCCAACCUGCCUCCCGAAUACGGUCUCUACUCAUCUUUCAUCGGUGUGCUCACGUAUGCCCUCUUCGCCACGGCCAAGGAUGUCUCGAUCGGUCCCGUCGCUGUCAUGUCUCUCGAGACGGGUCGUAUCAUUAACCACGUCCAGCAUGCGCACCCCGACAAGUGGACCAACCCCCAGAUUGCCGUGUGUCUCGCGUUCAUCUGUGGUUUCAUCGUUCUCGCUAUCGGACUCUUCCGCAUUGGUUGGAUCAUCGAGUUCAUCCCGCAGCCUGCUGUUUCCGGAUUCAUGACUGGCUCUGCGCUCUCCAUCGCGGCCGGCCAGGUGCCCGCUCUUCUGGGCACUUCCAAGCUCUUCGACACCAAGGCUGCCACUUACGAGGUCAUUAUCAACACGCUCAAGCACUUGCCUGACUGCACCCUUGACGCGGCGUUCGGUGUAACCUCGCUCGCGCUGCUGUACUUCAUCAAGUGGGGCCUCACCUACCUUCAGAAGCGGUACCCCAGAUACUCUCGUUGGGCCUUCUUCGCGCAGGCUCUCCGCCACGCCUUUGUCAUCAUCAUCUUCACCAUCAUCUCGUGGCGCAUCAAUUACCCGAACAUCAAGGCGGGCAAGAAGAGCCGCAUUGCCCUUGUUGGCCACGUCCCCUCUGGUCUUCAGCACGUCGGCUCGCCCUACAUCACGACCGAUCUCAUCGCCGCCAUGGGCUCGCACCUCCCCGUCGCCACCAUCAUUCUCCUUCUCGAGCACAUCUCCAUCGCCAAGUCUUUCGGCCGCCUGAAUGGCUACAAGAUCAACCCUAACCAGGAGCUCAUCGCUAUCGGUGUCAACAACACUGUCGGCUCCGUCUUCUCGGCUUACCCCUCCACUGGUUCGUUCUCGCGUUCCGCCCUCAAGUCCAAGUCUGGUGUCCGCACUCCGGCCGCCGGUAUCCCCACCGGUGUCGUCGUUAUCAUUGCGCUCUACGCCGUCGCUCCUGCUUUCUACUGGAUCCCCAACGCCACUCUCUCGGCGCUCAUCAUUCACGCCGUCGCCGACCUGGUUGCCUCGCCCAAGCAGUCGCUCGGCUUCUGGCGUGUCUCGCCCCUCGAGUACAUCAUCUUCGUUGGAGCCGUUGUCUGGUCGGUCUUCUACACUAUCGAGUCGGGUAUCUACUGGUCGCUCGUGUGCUCCGUCGUUCUUCUCCUCUUCCGCAUCGCGCGCCCCAAGGGUCACUUCCUCGGCCGUGUCCGCAUCGCUCCCGAGAACAACAAGGGCGAGACUCGUGACGUCUACGUUCCCCUGUGCCGCAACGGUGUCACCAACGAUGAUGUCACUGUCGAGCAGCCUCCUGCGGGUAUCGUCAUCUACCGCUUCGAGGAGUCCUUCCUUUACCCCAACGCUUCCUACAUAAACGACAAGCUCGUCGGAUACGUCAAGGAGCACACUCGCCGCGGCAAGGACUACCGUACGAUCAAGAUGGGUGACCGUCCCUGGAACGACCCUGGACCGAAGAAGGGCCAGGAGGACCCCUCGUUGGACGACAGCCACAAGCCCCUGUGUCGCGCCGUUAUCCUCGACUUCCAGGCUGUUGCGAACAUUGAUACGACCGGAGUGCAGAACCUUAUUGACGCGCGCAAGGAGGUCGAGAAGUGGGCCGACCGCAGCGUCGAGUUCCACUUCUGCGGCAUUCUGUCUCCUUGGAUUCGCCGCGCCCUUAUCGCGGGCGGUUUCGGCACUGGUGCGCACAAGAAGGGAGUCGCACUCGAGGUUGCGCCCAUUGUUCGUCCCUACGGUGUGGGUGGUGACGCCGACCCGGAGCACACUGAGCGCCCUCACCUCUCCCCUCGACCGGAUCUCGAGAGCGGGCACUUCGACUCUGGCGUCGAGGCUGGUCCCUCGUCCACUCCCACAUCUGCUUCGGGCUCUUCGUCCGUCUUCUCCGACUCGGACAUCAAGCACGCUUACAGCGCUUCCGACGCCGAUGCGACUCCCCGCGACUCGCACGACAAACAGGGCUCCAUCACGCUCCUGGACCGUGCGACGCCGUUCUUCCACUUCGACCUCGCCGAUGCGCUCAACACGAUUGCUGUCGAGGACCUCCACGACAACAAGGAGAAGGGCACCAAGAUUGUGCACGCCAUUGAGGGCGAAGAGAUCGUGCGCGAGCACCAGGUUCUUGAGGACGAGACGCCCAAGGACCCCCACACGAUCACGCAGGUCGCCCCCGUCGACCCCAUGCCCGAGCACCAGACGCGAUACGUCUAA